Camellia sinensis is the source of this 735-nucleotide messenger RNA. RefSeq lists its product as uncharacterized. NCBI's taxonomy places the organism in Eukaryota, Viridiplantae, Streptophyta, Magnoliopsida, Ericales, Theaceae. The record is from RefSeq and is a predicted model, not a curated record.
AUGAGUGAUAUUGGGAGUGUUGAGGAGAUGGAGUGGACAUUUAUAUUAGAUAGACAAAAGGGGUUGGUUGAAACAUUUGUAGAGUUAUACCCUAUAGAUCACAGAUAUUGCCUGAGACAUAUGUAUAAUAACUUCAAGACAAAAUACAGUGGUUGUGUGUUGAGAGACCUGUUCUGGAAAGCUGCAUUAACUGAAAAUGUGCAUGAAUUCAAUUAUUGGAUGAAGAAGAUUGAAGAAGUUGAUCCUAAGACUGGAAAUAGGAAGACAACUGUGGAGUGGUUGAAGGAGACUGGCCCUACUUUGUGGGCAAGGUCAAAUUUUUCUCCAAAGAGCAAACGUGACAUCCUUGUGAACAAUUUGAGUGAGUCAUUCAAUUCUUACAUCCUAGAAGCUAGAGAGCUACCAAUAAUAUCCAUGUUUGAAUGGAUCAGAAGGAAAUUGACGCAAAGGAUUCAAGUUAAAAAGGCUAGAAUGGCAAAAUACAGUGGUGAGAUUUAUCCCAAUAUUCAUGACAAACUUGAGAAGUUGAAGGUGGAAUCAAAGAACUGCUUUGCAACCUGUCAUGCCAUCAGUGCAAUUCAAAUCAAUCAUGAGCUACCAGAAGCUUAUGUGCAUGAGUAUUACAGCAAGUCUAGGUACUUGGAUACUUAUGCAUUCAUGAUACACCCAGUUCCAGACAUGCAUGAGUAUAAUGAAGGUGGCCAGAAAUUGAAUCCAUCAGAAGCAAAAAAUUAG